AUGUAUCAGAAUCAGGUGGUGUUGACGCGCGAACGCCGUCGCUUUGGACGCCAAUGCAUGUUCGAGGAUCGCAAUGAGUUGAUGGUCAGCGUGCAUCCAAGCAGCCGACUGCGUCUCAAGUACAUCCUGGGGAAUCCGCAGGCGCGUUCAAUGCAGCUCAGCUCGGUGAUGGCAUUCAGUGAGGUGGAAACGGAAAAUGCAACAUUCGAUGAGCAUGGCAUGUUCCACUAUGAGGGCGGUUGGCCCAAAGAGGUCAAUAUGAACGAUGAGGAGCAAACGUUGCGUCAUCGCAAGAAAGUGGAACGUGACGAUGCCUGGGGCGAGGAGGUGAAGACAUUGAUAAGGAGCACCAUGAAUACGGCACGUCAAAAUAAUGCCAUCAAUAUCUAUAGUCAUUUCUUUGAUGAUAUUCCUCCGGAAGUGGGUCGCACCAUUUGCAUGCCAUUCAAAUCGCGCACUAUCAAUAUUAUCCAUGAUAUGUGGCAGCCCCAACGCUACAUGUCCAUUAUCAACUGGAUGCCCAACAACAACAAACAGAUAAUGACCCAAUAUAGUAAUCUGUAUAAUUUGCACAAUGAUAAUCGUCGCAUGGUCACCGAAGAUCCCACCAAUGGCAGUACGAAUGCCUUUUAUGUCUGGGACGUGAAGAAUCCCAUCAAGCCGGUGUAUUACUAUGAUAGCGUUGAGAUUGUGGCCUGUGCCAAGAUCUGUCCCAAGGAGGAGAACAACAUGGCGGCGGGCACAUAUACGGGCAAGGUGUGCACCUGGGAUACCUUUGAGAGCGGCAUGCCCACCAACAUUUGUCCCAUGGAGGCGGCACAUCGUGAGAUGUGCUCCUCCCUCACCUGGGUCUAUUCCAAAUUGAAUACGGAGUUCUAUUCCGCCUCCUUGGAUGGCUCGAUUAAGUUCUGGGAUACACGAGAUCUCAAGAUGCCGUCCAAUGAGAUAUUCCUGGAGCCGCGUCCACAGCAUCGUCAGAAUCGUCAGGAUGCACAUGGUUGCACUGUGCUGGAGUUUGAGUAUACGAUUCCGGUGCGUUUCAUUGCCGGCAGUGAUAUGGGUUACAUUUUUGUGGGCAAUCGUAAGGGUCUCAAUCCUGUCGAGAUGCUGGUGGGCAAUUAUCAAAUCUGUGCUGGUCCCAUUCGCACCAUACAUCGCAAUCCAUUUUUUGUGAAGAACUUUCUCAUUGUGGGAGAUUGGCGUGCUCGGAUUUGGUGUGAGGAGGUCAAGAAUCGUCCGAGUACCAUGUAUGUCCAGAAGCGUUCCCAAUUGAUGUGUGGCGCUUGGAGCACUGGACGUGCCUCCCUCUUUGUCACCGGCGACAUCGAUGGCGUUGUCGAUUUCUGGGAUCUACUCCUGAAUCAUCGCAAGCCCAUCUAUAGCAUCAAUUUCCGUUCGACCAUCACGGGCGUCGUCUUUCAGCCGGGUGGACAGCACUUGGCCAUUUCCCUGGCCAAUGGCGAUACGCACAUCAUGAACCUGGACGAGGCCAUGAAGCGCACCACCAGCAAGGAGAAGGCUCUAAUGGCAGCGAUGUUUGAACGGGAGAUUACGCGUAGCAAGCUCCUCGAGGCACGCGUGGAUGAGAUCAAAUUGAGGCGUCGCACCUUAUUGAUGGAGGAGGAGGAGCGUGAAUCGAAGGUUGCGGUCGUUGAAGAGGUUGUGCCCGAUCUGGAACUUGAUCCUGACAAUCCCGAUCAGUUCAUCAAGAUGAUCGAGUCCGAUGAACAGUUCCGUCUCGCCUUGGCCCAUUUCCAUGAGACCCUCGAGGCUGUCGAUCGCAAACGGGCCGCCGAAAAGAAGGUCAUGGAACGCACCGACUUUGAGCAAUUCUAUUUGGAUAAUCUUGCCGAGCAGGCCAAAUUGGAGGAGGCGCGCAAGAAGCGUGCUGGAUCCAUAACCUCCAAAGAGGCUCGAGAACUCCGGGCGGCCAAGAAGAAGGCAGCCAAGGCCAAGGGCAAGAAGUAAAAGUUGAAAAAACCCUAUAGCAUACAUGUAUUUUCCAUUAUAAUAAUAAUAACAUUUGAGUAAUGCCAAAUAGUCCAGUAAA
Molecule: messenger RNA, 2050 nt
Organism: Drosophila innubila
Lineage: Eukaryota; Metazoa; Arthropoda; Insecta; Diptera; Drosophilidae
Product: dynein intermediate chain 3, ciliary
Exons: 2
Coding region: 1-1968 (655 amino acids)
Biological process (GO): cilium movement; outer dynein arm assembly
Cellular component (GO): outer dynein arm
Molecular function (GO): dynein heavy chain binding; dynein light chain binding
Source: RefSeq, a predicted model, not a curated record